UAGUACUGUUUGAUUAGCGAUAGAAGAAGGACCGAAUGUGCAAUAAAAUCUCGUACUGUAAAUUUCUUGGUACCUUUCAAUAAUAUCGAGUUGGAGUGCGUCAUGGAUUGUUCACAAGGUGGCUGCGCGCGCGCGCUGGUACAAGUGGAGACACCAGUGCGCAUUCUCUGGUAUGAUGAGGACGCUGAAGCCCUCGAAGACAUUCAAUGGACAUACAAAUAUGUGUGAUGUUAUUCCGCAUUUCAGCGCAUUCUCGUCGAUCAGAAUGAAACGCGAAUGAUGAACGCCAUGGUGGAGUUGGAACCUGUUGUUUGGAACUUUACGCUCAAAUUAGACAACGGCACACGCGCUAAUGAGACAACAGCAGGAUAUCCAGCCGAUGAGUAUUACAAUAUUGUUCACGUCACGGAAACCAAAAUCCUUCCUGCAUUUAUUGGGUUUCUGUGCUCCACCGGGCUUGUUGGAAAUGUUCUUGUUUUGGUGACUAUUUUAAGGUCCGCCAAAAAGACAGUACCAGAUGUGUAUGUGGGAAACUUGGCUGUGGCCGACCUGGUGCACGUGACCGUCAUGCCAUUCCUUAUUCACCAGUGGGCACGUGGGGGGCACUGGGUGUUCGGCAGCACCCUCUGCACGAUCAUCACCUCUCUUGAUAACUGCAACCAAGUGGCGUGCGCUGCAGUCAUGACCGCUAUGAGUCUCGACAGAUACCUGGCCCUUGUUCAUCCAUUUCGCCUGUUGAGUCUCAGGACCAGAUCCAGGACAAUCCGUAUUAACCUGUUUGUGUGGGCGGCCUCCUUCAUCAUGGUUCUGCCUGCCUGGGUUCAUGCCAAAGUGAUCCGCUUCAGGGACGGGCUGGAGAGCUGUUCCCUUAACCUAGUAUCUCCCAAAGAGUUGCUUUGGUACACACUCUACCAGACUGUGACCUCCUUCUUCCUGCCAUUACCUCUGAUUGUCAUUUGCUACAUACUGAUUCUCUGCUACUCCUGGCGAAUGUAUCGCAAGAACAAAAAGGCUCACAGAUAUAACACCAGCCUGCCUCGGGAGCGUGUGGUUCGCCUCACUAAAAUGGUCCUGGUUCUGGUAGCGGUGUUCCUGGUCAGUGUUGGGCCGUACCACAUCCUGCAGCUGGUUAACCUGAGCGUACCUCGCCCGUCGUUAGCGUACCACACCUGCUACUACCUGUCCGUGUGCCUGAGCUACGCCGCCAGCAGCAUAAACCCCUUCAUCUACAUUCUGCUGAGCGGACACUUCCGCCACAGGCUGGUCUGUCGGGAUACACCCAGCAUGCCAAGUGUGGAACGGGAGAUCCAGGCCCCCCGCUCCAGUUUUUAACUUCAUUUAACACUGAAACACAAGUAACACUGUUAACAGAUGAAGCCUUUGUUGGUCUUAUGCAAAGCACAUUGAAAAUAGAUUCCUAUUUGUUGGGAGGGAUUUCAUAGGAGGCAUGGGGUGUUUGAUAUGUACAUGUAUGCAUGUCUUGCACGUUUUACAGUAGGCCAGUGUUUUAAAUGUGCUGUUAUUUAUUAUUUUUGUGGUGUCUUGGCUCCCUCUACUGUUUAGUUGUAGUAAUUCACACUUUGGUUAUUCACACUUUGGUAAUCUCUAUCUAUCUAUCUAUCCAUCCAUCCAUCCAUCCAUCCAUCCAUCCAUCUAUCUAUCCUGUCCAUAGGGCCUAUACACCUUCAAACUAUAUUUUCAAAACUUUGAAAAAGGCUUUAACAAGUCAACAUUCAAAGUUUGUCUUGAAAAACUUCACUUUUAUACUUAAAAUUACAGUAAUAUUUUUUUCUUGAUUUUUUUUUAAUGCUGAUUUUUUUAAAUAUAUAUUCUAUUUCCUAAUUCUAAUUUGAAUUGUAAUUCUGCAAUUGAUAUUAAAAAAAGACAUUCUCAAUUCUUUUUUGAAUUCUGCACAACCCUGCCUUUCAUUGAAGGGGCAGUUUUGGCAAUUGCAGAUUGCAUUAAUUUUGUGGUCUGCAGUACUCAUCACUGGAGAAAAUAAAUAAUGAUGAUAUUGAUAAUUAUAAUAACUGUUUAGGGCAUAAUGCAGACCUCAUUGUGGUCUUGUACUGUAUAAUAUGGCUCUGUUUUCUGGUUUUAAUCUUGAUUGUACAGUAUGUGACAUUUUGAAAUUGUGAUAUUUUAUUAUCUUGUGAAUGUUUUAUUGUAUUAUCAACAGGUUUUUAUUAAGGAAAGUUUUGCAUAUCAUGAAUGUGUUUAGUACCUAAAGGUUGCUCUGCACUGUACAGAAUGUAUUGAGGCACGUGAGCAUGUUUUUAUUCAACUUGUGUGAGUGCAUUACAUUAUCAUUGUUACAUACAAGCAAAAUCAAUAUUGCUCGUGACAAAAGGUUGCUGUUGUGCAGAAAUCCUUUUAGGGCAUUUGGUAUUGUCUGGUGUGUAAACUGGACAUCAUAAUGAAGUGGCUGGCAGCUCUAAAGAGUGAGGUCACAGACCAGACGGGCAGAGAUGCAGGGAUCCGUUGGCAGCCCAGCUCCCAGAGUUGAAUCAAUUCUCCGACCAGACCAGAGACAGACAGGGACCGCGUCUGACCUAAAGCAUGCCUGACGGCAAUGGCUGGAAAACUCACCGUCGUGCUUGCUCUCUGUCUCUCAAUACCGUCUAUGGUCCAGUAAACUAGCCAGAAGCAAAAUACCAACUGAUGUGUUCAAAUACUUGUCAAUAUUAGAGUUUCAGUGUCAACAUAGCUUGUUGAGACCAUGCAUUUCAAUAAUACUAUUCAAUACAGUAAUAUAAGUGACAAACUGUUGUGCUAUUGAUUCCAAUGCAGCAACAGAGAUUCUGCCUGGGUAGGAAAGUGCUUUUACCUUUUGUUUCUUGCUCUGUUAAAGCACAUACUGCAAAGUCUUCACCCUGUAUUUUCCGCAUUACAUCAUUUUUCUCUUUCUCAAACUUUGAAUGAUCAUUCUGCUGUCUGAGCGCGGUGACUGACUACUGCUGCUGCUGCUGCUAGUCUGACAUUGUUUGACCUUGUUUGUGACUUGCUUCAUGUGGCACUGGCCUUGUUACUUACACCUCAACAGUUUGGCUGCCAGUUUGUGUUGUGUUUGUCACACGCAGGCUUUUGUUUUUAUAUCUGUUAUUUUAUUUUGAAAGAUCAUUUAUUGUAUUUUAAAUAUGAGUUAUUAAAUCUGUCUGAAAUCACGAGUA
Messenger RNA from Ctenopharyngodon idella (grass carp), 3170 nucleotides. It is a transcript of the gene mchr2a, whose product is annotated as melanin concentrating hormone receptor 2a. The transcript is spliced from 5 exons. Gene Ontology annotation, molecular function: neuropeptide binding; G protein-coupled receptor activity. Lineage: Eukaryota; Metazoa; Chordata; Actinopteri; Cypriniformes; Xenocyprididae. Gene Ontology annotation, cellular component: membrane; neuron projection. The record is from RefSeq and is a predicted model, not a curated record. Gene Ontology annotation, biological process: neuropeptide signaling pathway. The coding region runs from base 277 to 1332 and encodes 351 amino acids.